Molecule: messenger RNA, 2601 nt
Organism: Rhea pennata
Lineage: Eukaryota; Metazoa; Chordata; Aves; Rheiformes; Rheidae
Gene: NR2C2
Product: nuclear receptor subfamily 2 group C member 2
Exons: 16
Coding region: 336-2315 (659 amino acids)
Biological process (GO): cell differentiation; positive regulation of transcription by RNA polymerase II; positive regulation of embryonic development
Molecular function (GO): nuclear receptor activity; RNA polymerase II cis-regulatory region sequence-specific DNA binding; zinc ion binding
Source: RefSeq, a predicted model, not a curated record
GCCGCGGCCGCCGUGGUGCUGGGAAGAGGAAGCGGGGAACGCGCGGAGGCGGCGGCAGCGGCGGCGGGGUCACGAACUCUGACCUUUCACAGGGGCACAGCAGAAAAACAAAACAAAAGGCCCCCACCCGCCCCCAUCGGCCCCGUAAUACAGACCCGCCCUCCCUUCCCCCGCGGACCCCCUUAACCCCGUCACUGCCACCGCCUUCGCGGGGGGAGGGAGGGCCGCCGCCGGGCACCGCCGCCCGACACCGGCCCGCCUGGGCCCGGGUCAGGGUCACCGCCAGGGCACGUUUGGCGCCAAUUCCUGAGAUUCUCUAAUGAUCUUGCUUCACCAUGGCAACCAAUGUGGAGGUGCUGGCUCAGCAGGUAGUGGAGACACAGCAGGUGGCUGAGGUGCAGACUGUUCAGACUUCAUUAUCUGAAUCUCCAGUGAUGACCAGCCCUUCCCAACGUAUCCAGAUUAUUUCCACAGACUCCUCUGUAGCUUCACCACAGCGCAUUCAGAUUGUAACAGAUCAGCAAACAGGGCAAAAAAUACAAAUAGUGACAGCAGUGGACUCAUCUGUAUCUCCAAAGCAACAGUUUAUUUUAGCCAGUCCAGAUGGAACUGGUGCAGGAAAGGUGAUACUGGCAGCACCUGAGACAUCUAGUGCAAAGCAGCUUAUCUUUACCACCACAGACAACAUUGUUCCAGGCAGAAUUCAGAUAGUGACAGACACUGCUUCAGUGGAACGUUUGCUGGGAAAAGCUGAUGUACAGCGGCCCCAAGUAGUAGAAUAUUGUGUGGUUUGUGGGGAUAAAGCAUCCGGUCGUCACUAUGGUGCUGUCAGUUGUGAGGGAUGCAAAGGCUUCUUUAAAAGGAGUGUAAGGAAGAAUUUGACCUACAGUUGUCGUAGCAACCAGGAUUGUAUCAUCAAUAAACACCAUCGGAAUCGCUGCCAGUUUUGUAGGCUUAAGAAAUGCCUAGAGAUGGGCAUGAAAAUGGAAUCGGUUCAAAGUGAAAGAAAACCUUUUGAUGUGCAGCGCGAAAAACCAACAAACUGUGCAGCUUCCACUGAAAAAAUCUAUAUUAGAAAAGACCUACGAAGUCCUCUAAUAGCAACUCCAACAUUUGUUGCAGAUAAAGAUGGGGCACGGUCAGCAGGUCUUCUUGAUCCAGGAAUGCUUGUGAAUAUUCAGCAGCCUUUGAUCAGAGAUGAUGGUACAGUCCUCCUAGCUGCUGACUCCAAGGCUGAGACAAGCCAAGGUGCUUUAGGAACACUAGCAAAUGUUGUAACAUCUCUUGCUAAUCUCAGUGAGUCACUAAAUAACGGAGAUACUUCUGAAAUUCAACAAGAAGAGCAAUCCACAAGUGAGAUUACACGAGCAUUUGAUACUUUGGCUAAAGCACUGAAUACCACAGAUGGCUCAGCAGCUCAGAACUUGGCAGAUGGGAUGGAUCCUACAGGAGGAGGGAAUAUUCAUGUAAUCAGUAGAGAUCAGUCAACACCAAUUAUUGAAGUGGAAGGACCCCUACUUACAGAUACACAUGUCACAUUUAAGCUGACAAUGCCCAGUCCAAUGCCAGAGUACCUUAAUGUUCACUACAUCUGUGAGUCAGCUUCACGACUACUUUUCCUCUCUAUGCACUGGGCAAGGUCCAUACCUGCAUUUCAAGCACUUGGGCAGGACUGUAAUACAAGCCUUGUGCGCGCCUGCUGGAAUGAGCUGUUUACCUUAGGCCUGGCACAGUGUGCGCAGGUGAUGAGUUUGUCUACCAUCCUAGCAGCUAUUGUCAACCAUCUCCAGAACAGCAUACAGGAAGGAGUUUCUGGACUUCGUUGCACUGACCUCACAGAAAUCUCUCAGUGGGACAGAAGUGUCCACAGAAGAAAUGAGGAUAAGAUUGGAGAAGAUAAGCUUUCUGGAGACAGAAUAAAGCAAGUCAUGGAACACAUCUGGAAACUUCAGGAGUUCUGUAACAGCAUGGCCAAGCUUGAUAUUGAUGGAUAUGAAUAUGCAUACCUUAAAGCUAUAGUCCUCUUUAGCCCUGAUCACCCUGGUCUGACCAGUUCAACCCAAAUAGAAAAAUUCCAGGAGAAGGCACAGAUGGAAUUGCAGGACUAUGUACAAAAAACCUAUCCAGAAGAUACUUAUAGGCUAGCCCGGAUUCUAGUUCGCCUGCCAGCACUUAGGCUGAUGAGCUCUAGCAUUACUGAGGAACUAUUUUUUACUGGUCUCAUUGGAAAUGUUCCAAUUGACAGCAUAAUCCCCUACAUUCUCAAAAUGGAAACAGCAGAAUAUAAUGGUCAAAUAACUGGCACAUCUGCAUAGUGGGAACAGUACAAUUUGAUGGAUCAAAGUAAUUUUCACAAAAACAUACAAUUAAGAGAGAAAAGUUAAAAGAAUAACAGUUUGGUAUGUACAGAUGUUUCCAACUUGUUACUUAGUUUCCUAUCAGAUUUCUUCUCAUCUGUCUGCUGACUUUGACAAAAUUUAAGCAGCUUUUAACUGACCUGCUCUUAGGACCUUUUCUGCCACAAGGAAUGUUUUUUAUGCCUUUCAUUCAAAAGGCUAUAGAUUACUGAACAUACUUUUAACAUGCUUUGUAUUUAGAAAU